AAAUCCGGACGGAUGGCAGCCCUGUGAUAACCUCUCAAUCGUUUAGUAUAUCAGGAGGCAAACAACAACAAUCACAGGGCGUGGUGUCUCUCAUCCUCACCGAGCUGUGAAAUUGAUUAGACAUGCGGCUAACGGGGCGCGCUUCAGAGCUACUUGCUAUUCCAGUCUGCCCCACGCCUCGACACAGAAACGUCCUACAGUACCUAACUGUUUACUCUCGUCUCUUUACGACCAGUUUGCUCCUUGCGAAAGACACUAUCUAAUCUCUACUAAUAAACCAAAGGACAAGUUUAUCACAAAAAAUUGAGCAACAAGCAAACAAGCGGCGAAAGAAUUCACUGUGCGUAGGGUUUCUAAAAACGUUAUCGCAUCCUGAUAUAAAACACAAUAACAACAGUUCUCGAGUCAGUCAACAACGGUGCCUUCUCUGCGGCGGUCAAAAAUGAGACGUGCCGUUUUUUUGUUAACUUUUUGCUGUUACUCGUUAGCGAAGAACUGCGAUGAGAGAUCCGUUACCGCGUACUACAAAAAGCCUAUUUAUGAGUUCUCAACCGGACUUUUGGACAGAGUUUCCCAAGAAACUGAUGGACACUUCGUCUGUUCACCGAUAAAUCCGUGGCUGCAGCUCGUGAACCUCGCACAUGGAGCCCGCGGAGCUACCCUCAAGCAAAUCUGGAAGGUGACCGGACAUGGGAAGCCCUGUAUGCAACGGACUUUGAGAAAAACCCUCAACAGCUUAUACGGGGAAGUGAAGGACUAUAAAAGCCAAAGUUUAGUGAUAGUGGAUAAAUAUUUAGCAGUGAAAAAGAAUUUUAAAAGAAGAGUUGAAAAAUCAAAAACAGUUAAAGUGGCAUCGCUAGACAGGGAUACUCCUUAUGAGUCUGCAGAUCAAGCCAGUGAGAUUAUAGAAAGAGCUACUGGUGUCGGAAAUAGUAUAGACCCGUUCGAGUUUAGGCUGACUUCUCUGAUGUUGGCUGAUGUGGCAACAUUCAAAGCUACUUGGCGGCAACCUUUCGAUCCUGGUUUCACCGCUCGAGAGCCUUUCUAUCACGGCAGCGUGAAAGUGGGCGAAGUCAAUAUGAUGUCCAGCAUAGGAUACUUCAACUACAUUAACUUGACAGCCAUUAAUGCCGAAGUUUUAGAACUUCCAUGCAUUGACGAAAGGCGUUCUAUGCUCAUAUUUCUGCCCACAAACGGGACUAUCAAAGAUUUAUUUUUCCACAUGAAACGAAUAAGGAUAGCGACUAUCUUCAACCUUUUUAAGAAAUCUAAAAGCAAACUGGUCGUCUUAAGAUUGCCUAGGUUUAAGAUCAGCAGUGAAAUAGUGAAUUUACCUGAGCUGAUCAGCGAUAUGGGUGUGAAAUAUAUUUUUAAGUCUAAUGGUAAUCUUAAAGGUAUAAGUGAUUUUCCGAUACGAGUGAAUAGAAUGAAGCAAGUGGUGGAGAUAGAAGUGACGGAGGAGGGUGUGGCGGCUGAGAUAGUUCAAAAUCUAAUUGAUCCGGAAGUGGAACCGAUUAAGUUUGAGGCGGAUAGACCGUUUGCCUUUAUGUUGGUAGAUAAACCGACAGAAAUCGUAUUAUUUGCUGGAGUGUACUCUAUUCCUUCAGUGUUCUAAUUAUACAUAGUUGUUUAUGUGACUGCUACAUAAUGAAAGUUUCAUAAAAACAUCACACGGCAGUUUUAAUGUCUAAUGAUUCUAAUUAUGUACAGGUUACAUACACUGCUUCAUCUAUACACAAUAUUAUAAGCUGUCUAUAAUGCAUUGUGGAACCGCAUGUUACGACCACCAUUACGGCAUUUUGAUCACACAGUUUGCAAUUGACAUUUCAUCUAUCGUCAUCUCGACUGAUACUAGUAAUGAGGUAAAAUCAUUCCUUUGAUUUUCAGAGAUGUUCGAGAGUGUGAUAUCGACGUUAUUAUUAUGCAAUACGAAAUUUGCGAUUUUUGAACAGAUCAUAGAGGGAUUAUGAUAAGUGUGUAGAUAAAAUAAUUCAAGUGUGACUUUCGAGUGUGUUACAAUGGCACGUUAAUUUCCUAGUCGUGUGUAGUGAAGUAAAUGUCGUGUUCCGACACUACAAGGUCUUUGUAAUGACCUAAAAGUUAUUACUUACUAAGUUAGUAUUCAGGUCUUGUUUUUAGGUUACAACUUUACCUUGAGUAUUUACUGGUGAAUCUCUAUGUUAAAUGUGUUUAAUUACGGUACAGAAUAGACAUAACCAAGUAGGUAAGGUACAUUCGAGUAAUUUCAAAGGUAAAGAAAAUACUAAAUUGGCGGAUAACUUCGAGAAAAGACUCUUAUUAAAAUACGGAACAUGAGGUGAAAAAUUAUUUUUUGGGAUUACCCAAUGCUGAAAUUACCCGAAUACACUAGAAAAUUUUGCAUUUUUAUCAUUAGGCAUUUUUCUUAGUACCUUAGUAGUGGUAGGCACCUAUUCUACUAGAUGGCCGAUUUUUUUACUUGCUGUAAAAAAUUUUCUUACGUAUGUAUGACAUUUGGCUGGCUUAAAGAAAAUAAUUUUGAUCAAUUUAUGAUAGAAAAUAUUGUAUCUAUAUGAAUAUUACCUUGGCUAUAACAUCACCUGAUCAUGAUCAGAUAUACUGCUUAUUAG
Messenger RNA from Cydia fagiglandana, 2609 nucleotides. RefSeq names its product ovalbumin-related protein X-like (gene serpin-14). Gene Ontology annotation, molecular function: serine-type endopeptidase inhibitor activity. NCBI's taxonomy places the organism in Eukaryota, Metazoa, Arthropoda, Insecta, Lepidoptera, Tortricidae. The transcript has a single exon. The coding region runs from base 443 to 1615 and encodes 390 amino acids. The record is from RefSeq and is a predicted model, not a curated record.